This is a messenger RNA of Neurospora tetraspora, 7571 nucleotides long. RefSeq names its product adenylate cyclase. Lineage: Eukaryota; Fungi; Ascomycota; Sordariomycetes; Sordariales; Sordariaceae. Gene Ontology annotation, biological process: intracellular signal transduction; cAMP biosynthetic process. Gene Ontology annotation, molecular function: magnesium ion binding; adenylate cyclase activity; protein binding. The record is from RefSeq and is a predicted model, not a curated record. Bases 313 to 7122 code for a protein of 2269 amino acids. The transcript is spliced from 4 exons.
UGAUCCAUUUCCGAUUCGCUGCAAAAAAGACGGUUGAAUCACUUUGCCGGCCCAGCAAAGAGAGCAGCCGCGGACCUAGCCACCCACAAGAUUAGCAGCUGAACAUCUCAACAACACACCAGCAUAUCGCCAGCAACGUCUCGGGCUGUCGGGAUUCAACGUCCCCAUCCUUGGUUGUUGCAGACACGUCCGCCAUCUUAGCAUCGGGCAAGGCCAUGACCUGAAAACACUGGCCAUCCCCAUUCUCACGUGGAAUGGCUGUGGUCUCCUAGUAGUCGGCACCUUUGUUCCGCUCGCCUCCCGCCGGUGACAAUGACGAGAAAUGAGGGCGGCUCCCGCUUCGGCUCCAUGACGGGCUCCAGCACCGACAGCGCACGAUCCAGCAUCACGGCGAAGCCAUUUCCCUUGACGCCGACCAGCAGCUCGACGACACGACCGCCGUCCCCGCCGCCGCAAGCGGGCAGCAGUAGCAGCAGCCAAAACGACCAAAAUGUAUCUCGGUCCGCCUCACAGGGUUCGCGCAGGCCCGCGCCGACGCGUUUGAUGACGGAUGACGGCACCCAAUUUGCGAGCAGGUCAUCGAGAGAUUUCGAGUCGCCGCAUUCGCAGGCGCGGUCGCACUCAGUGUCACAGGCCACGCUUCAAUCGUAUCAAUCGCAGCAGACGCCGACGCAGCAACAACCACAGCAACAAGUAUCGCCCACGGGGGGCUCGGGGGGAUCGCGCCUGACCCAGUCGCCCACUACACCGUCCAAUGCGUCAAUCCGCGAGCACAGAAUGAGCGAGCUGGGGGGAUAUCGCCGUGAAAUGGCGGCCAUGUUGGAUACCACGGGCGGCGGAAGUCGAACGUCAUCAUCGCACAGUCAGCAGCAGCAACAGCAACAGCAGCAACAGCAACAGCAGGGGGGCGCCUUUAGCAACCUCGGCCAGUACGCGCCGUAUCUGGGGGGCAACAACGGCGGCGGCAUGUCCAUGGGCAGCUUCUUCAAUGACUCUACGGAUAAUCUAUCGGUAAUAUCGCAGCUGUCGCCGGGGGUCCGGCCCAUGACGGCGCGGCCAUCGCAGGCGUCGACGGGCAGCAUGGAGUUUCCGGAUUCGGCAUACUACGACGACGAGCGGCGGCCGUCGAUUGCUUCCAUCACGACGACGGCGAGCAGCCAAGGGUCGCGGACUUCCAAGACCCGGGGCGGGCUACAGAAGCUCCAGCAGUUUUUUGGCGAUCGGGACGAUUGGCCUGGCCGAGAUUCGUCGGAAAUUAGCCUGCCCCAGCCGAGUCACUCGGGCCCCAUGUCCACGGGGAAGGAACACCGAUCGCACUCUUACAGCCUAGGCAGCGGUCGCUCCCACCGGGACCGCAACUACUCCAAUGCCACCGAUCAUCAGUUUGGCUCCGUCUCGACUGCUGGCGGGCGAGAUAGGGAUGCCUCGCCCGUGCCCUCGAGACCGCGAACCCCAGUGCCUGCGCCCGAGGUUGUGCCGUUUCUGUACCAAGAAGCCGACGACAUCGCUCGCUAUGGCGAAGCACCCGUUCGAACAAGUCUCACUGGCCCCGAUCGCGAUCGUUACAUCGACAGCUCCCAGAACCCACCAAAGACAUCGUCUUCCGCCCGGUCAGGUCACUCCAUCGUGCACCUACCGGGUCAUCAUAAACACAACAAGAGUAACGAGGAUCCAAGGACAUUGAGGCCAACGCUUAGCAGGGAGGAUUCGGCAGCCACUUUCGCUAGGGAUCACCGCAACGGUUCCAGCUCUAUGAUGGGCACCCGAUCUCGCGCACAGAGUCCUGCUCCUAGUUGGACAGGGCCGUCGCGGGGACUCAAAGGCACCAGUAUUUCCGAUGGAACAUCAUCUCCAGCUCCGUCGCACAAAAAGGGUCUCUUGGGUCGCUUCCGCCGGCACAACAAAGACAAGGAAGAUGGCUCCAGCCUUAGGAGUGGCUCGAGCCACACUCUUGUACACCGCCCGUCGAGACAGGACCUUUCCCGCGCCGCCGAAUCCACCUACCCAGCAUCUGUCAACGGUUCGGACCCUAGCGAGCAACGAGAGGUCCCUGUUCCUGUCCGCCCUGGCUUUGUGCGCCAGACGACGGCGCCGGGAUUCACCACGAAACUCUUCACCUCCAAGAAAACGAGCUCCGUCAAACAGCCCCAAGACGAUAUGGACGAGGAGAUUGGGCCCACUGACACGCACAUGGGAGGUGGAACUGUCUAUCAUCUCGAUACGAACCUCAAUGAUAUGGAGGGCAUUUUGACCAAGCCUCAGCCCAUGACACCCCUGGACAACAGCUUUUCCACGCGGCGCGAAUCAGAAAAGAUGAUCGUCCCGAUCACGACAGAGCCGGAGGGCGCAUGGGCUGCCCCGGACAGUUGGGCAGUGCGCGACAACAAAAAGUCUCUCGCCCCUCAGGCCGUCGAAAAUGAAGACUUGAGCUCACGUCAACCUACCGAGGAAAAGGAGAAGAAAAGCAAUUAUUACAUUCGUGUCUUCAGGUCAGAUAGCACCUGGACUACGCUCACCCUGCCCUUGACUGCGACAGCUGAGGAUGUUAUCAUGGGAGUGGCGAGAAAGACUUAUCUCCCUCCGGGUGCUCAGGACAGCUACUCUCUCCUUAUCAAGAAGCACGAUUUGUUCAGGGUCUUGAAUAGCGCCGAACAACCCUUGAGAAUACAAAAACGACUAUUCCAGCAGAUAGGUUACCAAGAAAAGGAUGGCAUUGACGAAAUCGGUCGCGAAGACAACAGUUACAUCUGUCGAUGGGUUUUCCUCAAGGAGAAGGAGGCCGACAUGCAUCUGCUCUCACAGGACAUCAACUUCAGGAACCAGAAGCUCAAUCAUGUUGACCUGUCUGGGCGCAACCUAAUAACCAUACCGGUACCGUUAUAUCGCAAGGCAGCAGAGAUCGUAUCCCUCAAUCUGUCCAGAAACCUAUCUUUAGAUGUCCCUAGAGACUUCAUACAAGCUUGCACUUCUCUUCGGGACAUCAAGUACAACAACAAUGAAGCGCAGGCCUUACCCAAGAGCUUCGCCACGGCCAGCAAGCUUACCUAUCUAGAUGUGUCAAACAAUCGCCUCCAGGAUCUGGAUCAUAGCGAACUGAGCAAGCUAACAGGCCUGCUCAAGCUGAACCUCGCCAACAACUGUCUGCGCAGUAUACCCCCUACGCUUGGAGCCUAUAAAUCGCUGCGGACACUUAAUAUAUCUUCCAACUUCCUCGACGUCUUCCCAUCGUUCAUCUGUGAGCUGGAAACCAUCGUCGACCUCGACCUGAGCUUCAAUUCAAUCAACAACCUUCCAGGUAACUUGGAGAAGUUGAGAAACCUUGAGAAGUUCGUUAUCACCAACAACCGACUGUCCGGGCCCAUAUCCGAGAGCGUGAGGGACCUAGUCAGCCUUCGGGAGUUGGACAUCAGAUACAACCAGAUCAGUACCAUCGACGUCCUUUCUGACCUACCUCGGUUGGAGAUCUUAUCGGCCGAUCACAACCAGAUCUCCAAAUUUAGUGGGUCAUUUGAGAGACUUCGAAGCUUAAAACUCAACUCGAAUCCGAUCGUCAAGUUUGAAGUCAAAGCACCUGUUCCCACCCUCAAGAUCCUCAACCUGUCCAAUGCCCAGUUAGCGAGCAUUGACGAAUCAAUCGACAACCUAAUGAACCUUGAGAGGUUGAUACUCGAUUCUAAUUACUUCGUCUCCUUGCCAAACCAAAUCGGUAACCUUAAGAGACUUGACCACCUCAGCAUGGCGAACAACCACCUAGGAGAGCUUCCUCCCGAAAUCGGCUGCCUAACGGAGCUCCGCACGUUAGACGUCCACGGAAAUAACAUACGCAAACUUCCGAACGAGAUUUGGUGGGCGAACAAGCUCGAACAUCUUAAUGCAUCCUCCAACAUCUUGACAGAGUUCCCCAAGCCCGCCUCGCGCGCGCCACAAGCGCCAGGAGAAGCUAGCCCAUCUCCGGGUGCGUAUCCCUUCCCGAAUGGCAACAAGAACGGGCUCCUUUCGCGGACACCCAGUACGGACGACCUUAAUGGGGAUGCGUCGCGGCGCCCUAGUCAGGCUUCUAGUACACUCCUCGGCGUUGCCGUUUCACCCGUGCCAUCAGGACCCGACAAUAGGAAGAGCUCCAUGGUAUCGCUGUAUGGCAAGGGAGGGCGCAAGACCUCCGUAGUGUCACGAACUACGACGCAGAGCAGCACUGGAGUAAUAACCCCGAUCAACGGUCCUAGGAAAGACUCCAGUCUGUCUUACCGAUUUACCCACACGUUUUCGGGAUCUUUGAAGAACCUCUAUCUUGCGGACAACCAGCUAGAUGACGACGUCUUUGAGGAGCUCAAGCACCUCCCUGAACUUCGGGUUCUGAACCUUUCCAUCAACGAUUUGAGCGACAUGCCCCAAGGGACAAUCAGGUCUUGGCCUCAGCUCGUGGAGUUGUAUCUUUCUGGCAAUGAACUUACUAGUUUGCCUGCAGAGGACUUCCUUGAGGAGCACUGUCUCUUGCAGACUUUGCAUAUCAACGGCAACAAGUUUAUCAACCUACCGGCUGAAAUAUCGAGGGCGAGGAAGCUUCAGGUUCUGGAUUGUAGUAGCAAUAACCUGAAGUACAACGUUACCAACGUGCCCUACGAUUGGAACUGGAAUUUCAACCGCGAUCUGCGGUACCUGAACCUUUCUGGCAACAAGCGAUUGGAGAUCAAGAACAAUUACCGUCAACCACAGAGCUAUAGAGACGAUGAUUUUGCCGAUACAGACUUCUCGAAGCUGAUGAAUCUUCGUGUGCUUGGGUUGAUGGAAGUAACCCAUACCUUACCCAACAUCCCUGACCAAACCGAAGACCGCCGUGUCAGAACCUCCGAAAUGAAGGCCGGUGCUUAUCUACCGUACGGUAUGGCCGACACGCUGGGCAAAAAUGAGCAUUUGUCUCUUUUCGACCUCGUCGUGCCUCGCUUGGGUUCUGUGGAAACCGAUACGCUCGUGGCCUUGUUCGAUGGCAAGGAGCUCAGCACUGGUGGUUCGAAGAUUGCCAAAUUUCUGUAUGAAGAGUUUAGCAGACUUUUCAUACUGGAGCUUGAGAAGGUCAAGGGGAAGCCGAACGAGACUCCGGUGGAUGCCUUGAGACGCACUUUCUUGUCGGUCAACAAGCUUUUGAUGAGCCUCUCUAACAGCGCAGACGAAAGGGGGCUUGACUCGCACCCUGGCAGGAAUUACGCUCAUACGGUUCUGACCAAAGAAGACCUUAAUUCGGGCUGUGUGGCCACCGUUGCUUAUUUGAGCGAGCUGAAACUGUACGUUGCCAACGUUGGCGAUGUGCAGGGAAUGCUCAUCCAGGCCAACGGUUCCUUCAAGAUGCUGACCAAAAAGCAUGACCCGGCGGAUCCAGUUGAGCGCAGUCGCAUUCGAAAUGCCGGAGGCUGGGUUUCGCGCAAUGGACGACUAAACGAUGCUCUCAACGUGUCUCGUGCUUUCGGUUAUACCGAGCUGUUACCAGCGGUGCAGGCAGCGCCUGACAUCACCGAGCACACCAUUGACGACAAAGAUGAGACGGUGCUCAUUGCCAGCAAAGAGUUAUGGGAGUAUCUUCGGCCAGAGCUCAUCGUGGACGUGGCGCGUGAGUGUCGCAGCGAUUUGAUGCAGGCGUCUCAGAAGCUUCGCGACCUCGCGAUAGCCUAUGGGUCAACCAACAAGCUCUUGAUCAUGAUGAUUGGCGUCGCAAACCUAAAGCAACGACAAGCGCAGCGAUUCAAGGGACAGUUUAAUUCUGCUUUCUCGAUGCCGCAAGAUGAUCCUAGUCAUGCGCCGCCGAGCGGGAACAAGAGAAGGAAGGUGAGGGCCGAAGGACCCCUGGACUCUAAUCUCAUACGCCUUGAUGCGGAAGUCAAGCCUCCAACAGGCCAGCUCUCCAUCGUGUUCACCGACAUCAAGAACUCGACGCAGCUAUGGGAAAACCAUCCCGAAGCCAUGAGGUUGGCGAUCAAGCUACACAACGAUGUGAUGCGUCGACAGCUCAGGAUGAUUGGUGGCUUCGAAGUCAAGACGGAAGGAGACGCAUUUAUGGUUUCUUUCCCCACGGCUACGUCUGCCUUGUUGUGGUGCUUUGCCGUGCAAAUGAAACUGCUAACAGUGGAUUGGCCUCCUGAAGUACUAAGUAACAGCAGCUGUCAGCCCACCUAUGACCGAAACAACAAUCUCAUCACCAGAGGUCUCUCAGUUCGGAUGGGUGCUCAUUGGGGCGAGCCCCUAGCUGAGCCAGAUCCGGUCACAAGACGAAUGGAUUACUAUGGGCCCAUGGUGAACAAGGCUAGUCGUAUCUCCGCUGUCGCUGACGGAGGGCAGAUUACUGUGUCGUCGGAUUUCAUUACGGAGAUUCAUCGAUGCCUUGAAACCUACAAGGAGCCGGUUGAUGUUGAUGAGGACUACUUUGAGGAUGAUCCUACUGCAAGGGCCAUCCGGGCUGAGCUCCGGGCGUUGAGCAGUCAAGGGUUCGAAGUCAAGGACAUGGGCGAGAAGAAGCUCAAGGGUCUUGAGAAUCCUGAGCUCGUAUACUCAGUAUAUCCUCAUGCUCUUGUGGGCAGAACGGAACAACACCUUGCCCAUGCGGAGAGUACCCAGGACCCGGCCGCAGUGCAGCCCCCUGGCGCCCUUGCAGCGCCCAAGCCGGCGACUAUGCAUCCCGACAGCGAGAUACAGUUCGAGCCGGAGACGAUCUGGGGGUUGUGGCGUGUUGCACUGCGCCUUGAAAUGUUGUGCAGCACGCUCGAGGAGCCUAAUGCCCGCGGACUUCAGGCACCAGAGACCGAGCUAUUGGAGCGCAUGAAGCAAAGGGCGGGAGAGGUUACGGACCACUUUCUUCUUAACUUUAUGGAGCACCAAAUCAGCCGGAUCGAGACAUGCAUCACUUCGCUCGCUGUUCGCCACAUAGCAAUCGGCAGCGGACCAAUCACCAAGCUGAACGAUCUUCGGGCGCCGAUGAACGAUGUUCUCAGCACUCUCAAGGGACAAAUGGACGAGCUCGCGCGGUACAAGGCGAUGUACGGGUCUUUGGACCAAGCUGACACCGAUGGUGCCACUGACAACACCUCUAACGGUGACGUUGACACGCUGGAUGGAAGUGAUACAGAGCAAGAAUAAUCAAUCGCGCAUCAUCCGCUCGCUGCCUGGAUAAGAAGAAAGCAAUAAAUAAACACGCUCCUCGACUACCUAUUACAACCUACCUACAUAGCAUAAUCACAACACGGCACGGCCCUGGUCACAGCCAACUGUUUUUCUCAUCCAAAUUUGGCAAUCCUACUACUACCAUCACGCAUCGCUACUUGGAUAUAUCGUCAGGUGGCAUCGCUUCUAACUCUCCCUGGGACGGUAGACACACCAGAGGCAGGCAACGUGCACUUUGUUUUCAAGUUCUCUGUUAUCAUCAGUAUUCUUUUUCUUUCAUACUGUACUCAUGAAGGCUUGGAUUAGGACGGGCUAGGUUGGGAUAGGAUAGUAUUUGUUACGUUCCCAACGGCUCAGUUCGACCUAUUCUUUUUGUUGUUCGUCUCUCUAUUACUAGCGUAAAUACCCAAUUAUCCUCUUCAUCC